AUGACGACUGAGGCUGCAGAGGAAAUCGCUAAGAAGAUCGAUAUUGUAAUUGCUUCCAUCGGCUAUAAUGAGGUUGACCAACUACCUCAAGCAAAUAUUGGUUUUCCUUGUGUUUCAACAAAAUUAAGGUCUAAAAGGGGUUCAAGGGAUCCUGAAAGUCCAUCCAAGCAUGAAACUAAAUCUUCAGUGCUAAAGAAUAAUGCAUGUAGCACUAAUGAUAAUCAAAAUUUGAACAAUGUGGUUGUGGAUGACAGCGACAACACUGGAGCAAGAGAUAAGAAAAGGAGGCUUAACAUGGAACAAGUGAAGACACUUCAGAAGAGCUUUGAGUUGGGAAACAACCUUGAACCUGAGAGGAAAAUGCUGCUUGCAAGGGCUCUUCGAUUGCAACCUAGACAGAUUGCUAUAUGGUUCCAGAACAGAAGGACUAGGUGGAAGACCAAGCAGUUGGAGAAGGACUAUGAUCUUCUCAAAAGACAAUAUGAAGCUAUAAAGGCAGAUAAUGAUGCACUUCAAUUUCAGAACCAAAAACUUUAG
Messenger RNA from Glycine soja, 537 nucleotides. RefSeq names its product homeobox-leucine zipper protein ATHB-13-like. Gene Ontology annotation, cellular component: nucleus. The coding region runs from base 1 to 537 and encodes 178 amino acids. Gene Ontology annotation, molecular function: sequence-specific DNA binding; DNA-binding transcription factor activity, RNA polymerase II-specific. Gene Ontology annotation, biological process: positive regulation of DNA-templated transcription. The transcript is spliced from 3 exons. The record is from RefSeq and is a predicted model, not a curated record. Lineage: Eukaryota; Viridiplantae; Streptophyta; Magnoliopsida; Fabales; Fabaceae.